CUUAUUUUCUUCCCAUUACGAGAAUUGGCGUUAGCUUUACCUCGUCUACAAAGUAGAAAAGUACAUCAAAUAUCAACGGACGUUUCAUUUUUGUGUUUCACCCACCAAUCACCCUGGAAUGAAACACAAACAGACACCAUCUCUUCUGAAUUUGAAUGCAUACCUACGCCUCAUCAAUUCUGAUCACGAGUAGUACCUCCUUCAUUUCGUUUCACCUCCCAAUUCUUUCUCUUUCUACUUUUACUUUUUAGAUUGGAUCGCUAAAUCAACAUUAAUCAUAUCAUACCGAAGCGUCUACUACUAAUUUCAAACCCUGAUCGGACUUCUUCCUGUUUUCUUCUUCCAGACAAUUCGAAGUUACAUAUAAUAUAAUAUAAUGCCGCAAGAAAUUAGCCCGAAUCCAAUGUUAUUGAACACACCUAGCAAGAACUCCAGAGGACUCAAAGGUCUCGCAAAUGGCGCCACCGAAGAGUUCAUUGAUGAUCGUGAAUUAGCGCAGAGAAAAGCCGAAGCAGCAGCGGCGAGGAGGAACCAGGCGGCCGAAUGGCUACGACAAAUGGAUCACGGUGCAGCGGAGGUACUGUCCACCGAACCCUCCGAGGAACACUUCUGUCUCUCUCUUCGCAAUGGCCUCAUCCUCUGCAAUGUCCUCAACAAAGUCAAUCCCGGUGCAAUUCCGAAGGUGGUAGAAAUUCCAAUCAUCGAUACGGAAGGAGCAGCGCAAACCACAAUUCAAUAUUUCGAAAACAUGCGGAAUUUCUUAGUUGCUGUUGCUCGAAUGAAGCUUCUUACCUUUGAGGUGUCUGAUCUAGAAAAGGGAGGCUCAUCUGGUAAAGUCGUAGAUUGCAUUCUAUGUUUGAAAGGUUAUUACGAGUGGAGGCAAUCCGGUGGGGUUGGAGUUUGGAAGUAUGGUGGGACUGUAAGGAUCACUUCAACCUCAUUUCCAAAGGGAUCACCUUCCUCUUUAAUUGGCAGUGAAAGCGCUGAUGAAUCUCUAGAUGAAUCUGAGUCUUCACAAUUUGAAGAGUUGCUCGAGUAUCUUCAUCUAUCAAAUGAGGUGUCUCUUCACGAAUCAAAAGUGUCAACCGCACUUACCUUCCUCUUUGACCAUUUAGGUAUUGGGCUUUUGCAGACUUAUCUCACAGAGACUAAUGAGCUUGAUGACUUUCCCAUGAAUUCAAUGGUUAUUGACAUAGUUCUCAGGAAGGCUGUUAAAGAUCUUUCAUCAUUACUUAUCUCUCAAGGAAAUCAGCUUGGUGUCUUUCUGAAGAACAUGUUAAAAGGCAACUGCAAGCCUUUAUUAAAGCAUGAAUUCCUACAAGCCAUUUCAAACUAUAUCGACCAAAGAUCAGGUUUAGUUUCAAAUGAGUUAUCAAAGUUUUGCAUAUGUGGUAACAAGGGUAAAGACAUUAGUUACUUAACUGACAAAACAAGCGUGCUGGAUGUUCAACAAAAACAACUAGAGGAGCUAAAAGCUAGCUUUCAUUUGACAAAACUGGAAGUCCAACAAGCUCAUCUAACUUGGGAACAAGAGCUUAAGAAAAUUGCACAUCAUACUAAGGACCUUGAAGUAGCCUCUUCUUCAUACCACAAGGUAUUGGAAGAAAACCGACAACUUUACAAUCAAGUUCAAGACCUAAAAGGGGCAAUAAGAGUUUAUUGUAGAGUGAAACCCUUUGUACAUGAGCAAUCUGAUGAACAACAUUCGACAGUUGAUUAUAUUGGAGAAAAUGGAAAUAUUAUGAUUGUUAAUCGUCAAAAGCAAGGCAAGGAGGCUAGGAAGAUGUUCACUUUCAAUAAGGUGUUUGGAGGGAAUACAAGUCAGGAGCAAAUAUAUUUAGAUACCCAACCAUUGAUUAGAUCUGUGCUUGAUGGUUAUAAUGUUUGUAUCUUUGCAUAUGGCCAGACAGGCUCCGGGAAGACAUACACAAUGAGUGGCCCUGACAUGACAACAGAGGAUACAUGGGGCGUCAACUAUAGAGCCCUACGAGAUCUGUUUGAAUUAACAGAGGCAAGGAUGGAUGUAAUAAAGUAUGAGGUUGGAGUUCAAAUGAUUGAAAUAUACAAUGAACAAGUCAGAGAUCUCCUGGCAAUUGAUGGCUCCAAUAGAAGGUUGGAUAUACGAAACAAUUCCCAGCUGAAUGGUCUUAAUGUUCCUGACGCGUCUUUGGUUUCUGUUAAAUGUACACAAGAUGUUCUUCAUCUCAUGAGAAUUGGUCAUAGAAAUCGUGCAGUUGGUUCUACUGCUUUAAAUGAACGCAGUAGUCGUUCUCACAGUGUUGUAACUGUUCAUAUCCGAGGGAAAGAAGUAGUUUCCGGAUGUAGUUUAAAGGGUUGCCUUCAUCUAGUGGAUCUUGCUGGAAGUGAGAGGGUGGACAAAUCAGAGGCAGUUGGUGAACGCCUUAAGGAAGCCCAACAUAUUAACAGAUCGCUGUCUGCACUUGGAGAUGUCAUUUCUGCCCUUGCACAAAAGAGCACACACAUUCCUUACAGAAACAGCAAGCUCACUCAAGUAUUGCAAGAUUCUCUUGGUGGACAUGCUAAAACUCUCAUGUUUGUGCACAUAAAUCCCGAGAUUAAUGCCAUUGGAGAGACAAUCAGCACCCUCAAAUUUGCCGAGAGGGUUGCCUCAAUUGAACUUGGCGCCGCUAAAUCUAAUAAAGAAACUGCUCAACUUAGAGAGAUGAAAGAAGAGAUAUCCAAUCUGAAGCUAUUGUUGGAGAAGAAAGAGGCUGAAUUACAACAAUUGACAAGUGGGAAUAAUAAUAACACACGAGGUGGAGGUGGAGGUGUAAUUUCACCUGUUGGCAUGCCAAGACCAAGAUGUAACCAAACAAACCCCAAUCAACAUUGUGUUGAUGAUAUUAAUAAGCUUCCUCCUUCUGAGCAGGUUCGAAGCUGUUCAUCAGGUAAGCAAAGGAGGCCACGGCUCCCUUCCAAGUUCACAGACAAGGAUUAUAUUCCCAAAAUGCCCCUCCUGGCAGAAGAGGGAUCUCAAUCCCCCAGUACUAUUAGAAGAUCAAUAUCCACAGAUAGAGAUAGAGGAGCCUACAUGAAAAUACAAUAUCCCAUUCGUGCCUCUGUCAACAGAUCGCUAGCAGUAGCAACCGAGAAUAGAAGAGGGUAUUUAAGUUCACAGGAUGAUAAGUUUUCUGAAACAACAUUAAAUACUCAUAAUCAUCUUCCUUCUAGGAGGAAAGGCAAUCAGGAGCAAGAAGAAGAGCAAAUGCUUAAUGUUGUUAGAGAAGGAAAGAUUAAUAAUCCCAAAAAUCAAGUGGCAGUUAAGAUUAGUAAGUCCACCUCCACCACCUUGGAGUUGGAGGAGGGUGAAUUAUCAUCAGAAAAUGAAAAUGUACAAAUACACAUUCCAAUGAAAAAGCUUCAACGCAGCUCAUCAAGAAGUCAUCAUCACAUGGAAGUCAGGGAAUCCCUUCUUAUAACAACUGGUGGUAGAAACGAAAACAAACCCUCAAACAACAACACAUCAAUUCCUAAAUUGUUUAGAAGGAGCCGUUCUACACCUCGAGGGAAAUUUAUGCUUCUACCUUGAUGAAAAUGAAACCAAACCUGGUGUGAUGUGAGUAUAGCGUUCCUUCAUUUUUGUUUUAUGUAUAGCAUAAUGGUGCUUCAUUUUUUGGAUUGCGAGUGUGGGAGUCUCUCUAAUUGUUUUUUAUUAUAAUUUUUUUUUCUAAAACAAAUUACAUUUGUAACAUGAUUGAUUCCCUCUGUUUUGACAUGAUUGGAGUAUUGGUUCUUUUUUUGUUCAGAAAGGUGACAA
Lactuca sativa (garden lettuce) is the source of this 3778-nucleotide messenger RNA. RefSeq names its product kinesin-like protein 1 (gene KP1). The record is from RefSeq and is a predicted model, not a curated record. Gene Ontology annotation, molecular function: microtubule motor activity; ATP binding; microtubule binding. Gene Ontology annotation, biological process: microtubule-based movement. Gene Ontology annotation, cellular component: microtubule cytoskeleton. Lineage: Eukaryota; Viridiplantae; Streptophyta; Magnoliopsida; Asterales; Asteraceae.